AUGGCGAACGAGCAGCCGGCGGAGACCUACACGGUGGAGGAGCUCGUGGCGGUGAACCCCUACAACCCCGACAUCCUCAACGACCUCGAGGUCUUCGUCAACGAGCAGGUUUCUUCUAAAACAUAUAACCUGGAUGCAAAUCUCAGCCUUCUACGCCUUUACCAGUUUGAGCCAGAAAGGUUGAGCGUACAAAUUGUAGCCCGCAUAUUGAUCAAGGCUCUCAUGGCAAUGCCAGCCCCUGACUUCAGCCUAUGCUUGUUCUUAAUUCCUGAACACGUGCAAAUGGAGGAGCAGUUCAAGACGUUGAUAGUUCUGUCUCACUACCUGGAGACUGGUAGGUUCCGCCAGUUUUGGGAUGAGGCAUCAAAGAGCCGUAACAUACUGGAUGUUGUACCAGGUUUUGAGCAGGCAAUCCAAAGCUAUGCGAUUCAUGUGCUUUCCUUGACAUACCAGAAAGUUCCCAGGCCAGUUCUAGCCGAGGCCAUCAACAUUGAAGGGCUUGCAUUGGACAAGUUUAUGGAGUAUCAUGCUGCAAACUCAGGAUGGGUCAUUGAGAAGGGUGCACGCUCCCAACUGAUUGUCCUUCCGCGCAACGAGUUCAAUCACCCCGAACUCAAGAAGAACACAGCCGACACUGUUCCAUUCGAGCACGUGACCCGCAUAUUCCCCAUCCUGAGCUGA
Molecule: messenger RNA, 681 nt
Organism: Triticum turgidum subsp. durum (durum wheat)
Lineage: Eukaryota; Viridiplantae; Streptophyta; Magnoliopsida; Poales; Poaceae
Source: the annotation of a GenBank genome assembly